UUCAAUUAGCGCCAGUCUGUUGCGCGCUUCAGAGAACUCGUAGCGAGACCUCGUGGAGGAUCGAACCCUAGCCUAGCCUGCACUGAGGCCAAACGGUGUCGUCCUUCCAAUAUCCUGGUUCGAAAAAGCAUGAUACCAACCUAGAUCUGUCUAUUGUGAUAAGAGUUGUGCAGUAUUGUGGAUAUAAGUGUCCGUUUAAGGUUCAAAAAUGAGAUCGCGAAAUUUAGUUUGGACCGUUGUGGGGUUGGUCAGUGUGAUAGUAUGUGUAGCAUCGAAGCAAUCCUGCAGGACCAACAACAUUAGCGAAACCCAACUUGAAGCACCUAAACCAAAUAAAAGUCCACCAGAAAUAGACCACGAUGAUGCAAGGAUAUCUCGCAGCGAACAGGAUACAAACAUUACCUUAGAGUGGGAUUACAUCGGACCCGCGAACGAAACAUCCACCCUUACGAGCGACGACCUUGUGGAGUACAUUUUCUUCAACACAACGCCUAAUAUAGAUAACCUGCUUGGAUCCUCCGCGAAAGAGUCGGAUACCAUCAGAAAGCUAAGUGAUCGAUUUUUUAACUUUACAAACGUUUUCGAUCCGGCAUGUAGCGCGAAAGUCUCAACGAAAUGUCGACAACAUGCUGCACUCUACUUGAAUGCAUUGAAAAACUUCGAACUUUGGGCCUUACAGAUGUAUGAUUCCUCCGCCCAUUUUACUUCUGGAAUACUUAACGGAAAUGUUAACCAGUUUGGCGACUUCGACCAAUGUUUAAACGUACAAGGUCCUUUAGAGGAUUUUAAAGGACAAUAUUGUUUAGCAUAUUUACAACCUGAGGUACCACCACAAUAUCGACGAUUGAAAAAAAUUCAUAAUUUAGUUCAGUCUCAUAACGCUUUCAUCAGUGACUUCCAUGAUCCUGGCCAUAGAAUUCCCCGAUUCUCAAUUAUUAACUGGGCAAUAUGCGCUCCCGCAUCCUGUUCACCGGCAGAUCUAGAAUAUUCCUUGAAGGAGUUCAUUGAAAACAUAACGACAGGUUCAGAAAUAAGUGUGCAGGUCCGGGUAGACCCUCAGAUGUGCCAGCUAAAAGACUCCCCAGUGGAUAGUGGAACCAGAAAAGCAGUAAUUUUCUUUAUUGCGAUCCUAUCAAUUUGCUGCAUCUCAACAAUAUACGAUAUGUUCUCAUCAGAGACUCGUCAAAACGAGUGGUUCGUGGCAUUUUCACUUCGUAAGAACUGGCGAUGGCUUUUCAGCGUGGAAGAUAAUCCAAACGACAUCAAAACAGUUCAUGGAAUACGCUUUCUCAACGCAAUGAUGUUACUAUUUUCGCAUAAGUCAAUGGCUGUCUUCUUCAACCCCUAUAUAAAUCGUACGCAAUUAUCGGAGAACCUAGGCAAACCGUGGACAGUGAUUGGAAGAGCUGCAUCACUCUAUACGGAUCCUUUCCUACUGUUUAGUGGAAUGCUCACCGCAUAUUCGUUGAUUGGACGCUUGCAGAAAGGGCGACCUGUAAAUCUGAAGAGUGAAUACGUAGGAAGGAUGUUGCGGAUAGUUCCAACUCUCAGUGCCCUGAUAAUAUUUUGCACCUACAUACUUCCCAAUAUGGGAUCAGGACCACAGUGGAAUUUGGUUGUGGGACACCAUUCUGAUCUAUGCAAAAAAUAUUGGUGGAGAAAUUUAUUAUUCAUCCAUAACUACUUUGGAUUUAACAAUAUGUGUCUUACUCACACUCACCACGUGGGCAUUGAUUCUCAACUCUUUGUAUUGGCUCCAGCUGCUAUUGUAGGACUUUGGAAACGACCGCGAUUCACCUUCAUUGUCCUAGCAUUCCUGAUAUCUGCAACCACCGCUGCUCGGUUUUAUACGACGGUUGUAAACGAACUGUCAAAUUAUGUGUACUUUGGUGCGACGGUGCAAAGGCUGUUCAAGACAGCUGACUAUAUGUACACUUUGCCGCUGCAUAGAUCAUCCGUUUACAUGCUAGGGAUACUGUUGGGGUAUACUCUACGGAAAUGGAGGCAUAUAAAGCUGAGCCCGAAUCAAUUGCGAGUGGGAUGGUUCCUCUCCACCAUAUGUUUCUUCGGAACCAUAUUUGGUCCUGCUCCAAUGGGGGAUAUAACCUACACUUAUGAUCCACUUCAUGCUGGGUACUAUGCUGCCUUUGCCCCAAUUACGUGGUGUUUAAUCUUCAUGUGGAUGGUAUUUACAUCGCACAUUGGAUAUGGAAGUAAAAUAUGUCGAAUGCUUUCAUGGCCAGGUUUCCAAGUUGCUACGAAGCUCUCAUAUGCCAUAUACUUAACGCAAUUCCCCGUGUUCUUUUACAACGUCGGACGCAGAAGACAUGCAGACUUCUACAACUUUUUCGAAAUUAUGCUCAACACGAAUGAGUAUUUCUGCAUUUUUGUGGCAUCCGUUGUACUCACUUUAUUGUUCGAUGCACCGUUCAAAAAUAUCAAAGCCAUUUUAUUUAAGAACGAGGGAGCUUUAAGGAAAGAAAAGGAACAUCACGUUAAGAAUGGGGAAGCACUUAAAAUGGAUUAGAGAAUAGUCUGGUUUUUGUAACUUUAUUUAAUUCUUAAGGAAAUAUAUGUAGUCUUUUAUAAGUAAA
This is a messenger RNA of Hermetia illucens (black soldier fly), 2594 nucleotides long. RefSeq names its product O-acyltransferase like protein-like. The record is from RefSeq and is a predicted model, not a curated record. The transcript has 12 exons. Lineage: Eukaryota; Metazoa; Arthropoda; Insecta; Diptera; Stratiomyidae. Bases 209 to 2527 code for a protein of 772 amino acids.